AUGAAGACAGCAUUGAUGGUGGCUGAAAAGCCUUCUUUGGCAGCAUCGCUCGCCAAUAUUUUAAGUAACGGUCGAUGCACAUCCAGAAAAGGUUUGAAUGGAUCGAAUACUGUUCAUGAAUGGAUAGGCCAGUUCAAGUCUGAAACAGUGAAUUUUAAAAUGACUUCUGUUUAUGGUCACGUUAUGAAUUUAGAUUUCUUUGGGAAGUACAAUCAAUGGGACAAAGUGGAUCCUGCAGAGUUAUUUUCAUGCCCAACAGAAAAGAAAGAAGCAUCUCCUAAACUAAAAAUUCCUUACUUUCUUGCUAAAGAAGGAGCUCAUUGCGAUUAUUUAAUAUUAUGGUUGGAUUGUGACAAGGAAGGAGAGAAUAUCUGCUUCGAAGUUAUCAAUGCAGUGCAACAGGGCACAACUAGGAGGCUGAGUCCAAAUGACAUUUGGAGAGCUCGAUUUUCUGCUAUUACAGAGAAAGACAUUAAAAAUGCAUUAGCAAACUUAGUGAAGCCCAAUGAAAAUGAAGCUAAAAGUGUUGAUGCCAGACAAGAAUUAGAUUUGCGAAUUGGUUGUGCUUUCACCAGGUUUCAAACAAAAUUUUUUCAGGGGAAAUAUGGAGAUUUAGAUGUAUCCCUCAUUUCCUAUGGUCCAUGUCAAACACCAACACUAGGAUUUUGUGUACAAAGGCACGAUGAAAUUCAAACAUUUAAACCUGAUCCAUAUUGGGUUCUACAGGUUACAGCAAAGUGUCUUGAUGGUCAAGAUAGUAUUUUAAGCUGGAGUCGUGUGCGAUCCUUUGACAAAGAAGUAGCAAAUAUGUUUCUGAGCCAUGUAAAGGAGUAUGACGAGGCAAUUGUCAUAAGCGUGGAGAGCAAAGAAAAGACAAAAUCACGACCAAUAGCUCUGAACACAGUGGAAUUGAUGAGGGUAGCAAGUUCAGGCUUGGGAAUGGGACCACAUCACGCUAUGCAGUGCGCGGAACGUCUCUACAUACAGGGCUAUAUAAGUUACCCUCGGACUGAAACAACUAUGUACCCGGAAAAUUUCAAUUUACUCGCAGUGUUGAAGCAACAACAGAGUAGUUCCGAUUGGGGCGAUCAAGUGCGUAAAAUAUUAGCGAAUGGCAUUAACAGGCCAAUGAAAGGACGUAAUGUUGGUGACCAUCCUCCUAUCACUCCAAUGAAGCAAGCUACGAGGAGCGAUCUCGAUGGAGAUUCGUGGAAGCUUUAUGAUUACAUUACCCGACACUUCAUUGCUACUUUAGAUCAGGAUUGUAAAUAUCUGAGUACAACAAUGAAAUUCGAAAUAGGAAUGGAGGUUUUCUCUAUGAAUGGUCAUAGUUUGAUAGACCCUGGGUACACUAGUACUCUUACUUGGCAAGCGCUCGGUAGCAGUGAUACGCUACCUAAAUUUGUACCCGGUGACAGAGUCAAUAUACAAGAGGCGAAACUGCUUGAAUGCUACACGCAACCGCCCGAUUAUUUGACGGAAGCAGAACUAAUCUCGCUUAUGGAGAAACACGGAAUUGGAACUGAUGCUUCGAUUCCACUACAUAUAAAUAAUAUAUGUAUGAGAAAUUAUACUAGCAUUGCAACUGGCAGGAAAUUAGUUCCUACCUCAUUAGGUAUUGUGUUGGUCCACGGAUAUCAAAAGAUAGACCCUGAGUUGGUUUUACCUACAAUGAGGUCUGCAGUGGAGGAACAGUUGAAUCUAAUCGCUCAGGGACGAGCGGAUUACCAUGCAGUAUUGCAGCAUACGGUAGAAAUUUUCAAACAAAAAUUCCAAUAUUUUGUGCAUAAUAUUGAAGCGAUGGAUCAGUUAUUCGAAGUUUCGUUUUCACCACUUUCUGCGUCCGGAAAAGCCCACUCCAGAUGUGGAAAAUGUAGACGUUACAUGAAGUACAUACAAACAAAACCGUCGAGGAUGCAUUGCGCGCACUGUAACGAAACGUAUAACCUUCCACAAAAUGGAAACAUUAGAAUCUAUAAGGAACUGAAGUGUCCAUUGGACGAUUUCGAAUUGUUGUCCUGGUCUACUGGAGCACGGGGGAAAAGCUAUACCUUUUGUCCAUACUGUUAUAACAAUCCACCAUUUAGGGACAUGAAGAAAGGAAUUAGUGGCUGUAACUCAUGUACUCAUCCAACUUGUCCACAUGGUAUGAAUUCUACUGGUUUAUCGAGUUGCCUUGAAUGCAAUUCGGGUAUACUAGUGCUCGAUCCUUCAGCCGCACCUAAAUGGAAACUAGGCUGUAAUCGUUGCGACGUUAUUAUUCAUUUAUUCGAUAAUGCCCACAAAGUGGUGGUCGAUACUGAUGUGUGCGACUGUGGCGCGCAAUUAGUCACUGUGGAAUACAAACAGGAAAAAACUAAGCUUCCCAAUGAAGCGACGGAGAUGACCGGCUGUGUUUUUUGUACACCAGCUUUCUCCGCUCUUGUAGAGAAGCAUAGAGCUGUCGCAUCAAAGCCAGUUACAACCCGUAAUCAUGGACAUGCGAAGAGUCGUAGUCGGGGGAAACCUCGUCCUCCUAAAGGCAAGAUGGCUCAGUUGGCAGCGUAUUUUGUAUAAUAAUUUUGUAAACCAAGCCUGUGAAUGUAAUCGUUUUCUUAUACACUGAAACAUU
Molecule: messenger RNA, 2611 nt
Organism: Dufourea novaeangliae
Lineage: Eukaryota; Metazoa; Arthropoda; Insecta; Hymenoptera; Halictidae
Gene: Top3beta
Product: DNA topoisomerase 3-beta-1
Exons: 14
Coding region: 1-2556 (851 amino acids)
Biological process (GO): DNA topological change
Cellular component (GO): nucleus
Molecular function (GO): DNA binding; DNA topoisomerase type I (single strand cut, ATP-independent) activity
Source: RefSeq, a predicted model, not a curated record